This is a messenger RNA of Rotaria sp. Silwood1, 825 nucleotides long. Lineage: Eukaryota; Metazoa; Rotifera; Eurotatoria; Philodinida; Philodinidae. The record is from the annotation of a GenBank genome assembly.
AUGAUAUCGAAUAUUUAUUUGUCUGAUGAUAUUCUUUCAACAAAUCAAUGUUUCAUUUGUCAAAAAGAAUUUUCAUUUGGUGAAUUAAUUCUUCGUCAUUAUGAUAUUGAAGCAAAGAAAUAUAAUUAUUAUCAUCCAACAUGUUUACAAUGUAUAAAAUGUCAGAGAAAAUUAUUAAAAGAUAAUAAAAAAUUUUUAAAUUUAAUUAAUUAUUGUGGAAAUAUUCGUUAUGAUCAAGUUUUAUGUGACCAAUGUAAAAAAUCAGUUAUUUUAAUACAUGAAAAAUUACAAGAAAAUUUUAAAAUAGAAAAAAAGAAUAAAUCCAAUUUUCACAAAUCAUUUGAUAAAGUUAAUAUACAUAAUUAUGGUCAAUUAUUAUCUGAACGACUAAAACAACAUUAUAAAUUUGAACAACAACAAAAUGAUUUAACUAUUGAUGAUGAAAACUAUCAUGGAUUGUGCUAUGAUGAACAUGUUAUUGAUAUUAGAAAACCAAAUGAUUGUAAAAAAACAGAUUUAAAUUCAUCAUUAACAUGUUGUAGAAAAGAUUGGAAUGGUAUUCAUGAAAUAAAUCUUAAACAAUGUUCACGUUGUCAUAAAACUUUUACACGUUUUGAUAUAUAUCAAACAAAUAAUCAUAUUGAUUUUUAUUGUAAUAUAUGUUGGAUAUAUCAAAAAGAAUUUAUAAUUAAAAAUCAAACACAAUCUUCAUUUAUACGAUGUAAUCUAUGUGGAAAAUUUCUGUUAGAUCAACUCACAGAUGAUAUUAUUUCUAUGAAUUUUGUUCAUCCAGAAUGUUUAGAAAAACAUUUAAAUGAUUUAUAA